GUGGUGGGAAGUGGUGGUUCACGUUGCGAACCGAGUGCCGUUCGCAGUCCCACACGCUACAGUCCACGCUCUGCGUGCGCAAGCACCCAGCGUAUCUGUCGGCAGACAGACGGGCAAGAUAAGACGAAGAGGAGGAGGAGGAAGGUGGAGGAUGUGGUGACAGGCCUGUGUUGUACCGUGGUCCGCCCGUGUUCGAAUUGCCCAGCAUGGGUUGGUUGAGUGGGUGAGCAGCUAGCGUGGAGCGGACGAGGAGGGUGGUGGUGGUGGAGGAGGAGGUCAACGAGGAGAGUGGUGGCGUGGUGGGUUAGAGAGGGUUUAGAAGAGGUGAAAGGGGGAGCCCUGUUCUGUACCACUCGAAUGAGUGCGCGUUGAGUCGGUGUGGAGCAAGCAGGGGGUGGCUCCGGUCUCUUGCCGAGAGGAGAGGGCACACGGAACGCGUCCUGACCGACGUCUCCAUCCUGAGAUCUCGACGAGAGCUGUGACUUUGAAGCCAGAAGAAGCGAUGUACCGAGCCUCGGCACUCAGCCUGUACCGGGCGUGGGAGAGCUUCAAUGAGGCACGAUCUGCUGACGAUGCCGAGGAGAGGGAGGCCCGGCUCGACAAGUUCCUGGCUUUGCUCCACCAUUACCGCUGGAAAGGAAACCUUUGUCUUUUCGAGCUGGAAAAAAUCUGCCCGGCCAUGAAUGCAGGCGCCUGUAAUGUGCUGGCACGGGAGCUACUCACGGACAUCCACCAACUGUGCCGCAACCUGGCGGAGCAGAGCACCUCCUCGCUGGGCGGCUCCGCACCCGUCACCAGCGGCACAGUCUCGGGGCCCCAAGACAGGCGGGUGCCGGGCAGUGGCGACGGUGACGGUGACGGUGAUGACGAUGAUGGAGGAAACGGUGAUGGAGAUGAAGACGAGGAGGAGGAGGUGGAGGAUGACGAGGAGGAGGAGCGGCGGCAAGAGCAGCAGCGGCGGGAGAGCGGACACGUGACGGCGCUGGCGGAUUACCUGCUCGCUGGCCGCGGGUUCACUUUGCUGCUCACACUCGACUCGCUGCUUAAUCAGGAACUGGCCUGCCGAGAAGAUCUGCUGAAUCUGUUGCUCUCCCUGCUGCCUCUGCUGUGGAAAAUUCCAGUGCGAGAAGAGCAAGCACGUGCUUACCAUCUUCCACCCCUCGGUGAAAAUCUCUUUUCCGCGAGCAGCAGCCAGGCCUCCUCACAGCCGCAGCCCAGCCCUAGCCGCAAAGGCACGGCCUUCCCCCUCUCGGGCAGGUACAACUGCAGCGGUGGCAGCGCCGGCCGGAAGCACCGAAGGCACCGCAAGGGAGGGCCUGGGCAUGAAGCUCGAGACAAGGCCCAGGCGCCGCACGCCUCCACCGACUCCGAGCUGAGCUCCAGCGAGCGCCCCACCGCUGCCGCCACAUUGCUCGCCAACUGGAGGCAAGUGGCCCCCAACCGGUCCCUGGCAUCAACCGGCCUCUUCACGUCCGAGGACUUCAGCCCGCCCAAGCCCGGAGGGUCGUACCCGUUGCCUCUGGGCGAGUCCCUGGAGAGGUUCGGGUGCGGCGGCGCCGCCAUGGAGGAGCAGGCCACUCGCCUAGCGGACGUGGAGGCGCACGUGCAGCCGAGCAUCGAGACCGAGGUUCAGAGGCUUCCGGUGUGCGAGCUGGACGUCGUGAAUGCCAACGACCCAUCCGGCCUCGUGCUAGGCCUGGGUCGGGACGCUCACGUUGCCGACGGGACGCCCUUUGAGCUGUGCCGGGUGCUGCUCUCCCUGCUGGGGAAGCUGUGCGAGGCGGAGCUGGCGUCGGCGACGCGGGGCCAAGCGUCCGUGUGUACGGUGCUGCCCUCCCUCCUGCGCUUCCUGUCGGCCCUCGGGGGCGGCGACAGGAAUUCUGAAACGGGCGUCAUGGCCGCCGGGUGGACCGGCGAGACGGUGGCCUUCGUGCAGCGCAUGCUGCUUCACGCCGUGCUGCGACUGCUGACCGCGACGAACGCCGCGCUGCACGGAGAAGCCGACGGCAUGCCAGACGCGCUGCGCACCGCGGCGCUCGACCUUCUCAACGCUGCCCGUCUUGCAAAAUUGGGCCUAGAGCGACCCAGGGCAGAGCCCUUUGCCCCCAGGCUGAAGCGGACUUUAAAAGAGGUUCAGCAGCAGGAGGAAGAGGAGAAGCUGGCCCUUUACAAGUGCCUUGAGCCACAAGAUGACUCUAAAAGUAGAUACCAUUGGUUGCUUCUCCUGCCGGAGCUUAUCCAUGCGACCCUGCAACUUAUGCUGCGGUACGUACAAGCAGCCGGUUCUAAUCCCUUUCUGCUGAAUCAGGCAGUGGAUUUGAUUCAGGAGUUCGUCAAGCAGCAGGGGUUUGAUCUCCUGCAGGAAUCUCUGGUUGACCUGGAGGCACUUGUGUCAUCUGUCGCGACGCAACAGCAGCAACGGCAACACCACCUGUUGCUCCCGUCACCGUCGCUGCCGAUGGGCGCGCUGGAGGUUCGAGAUGCCCGGGUCUACAUCCGAAUCCUCGUAGAUGAUAUCACUGAGGUUAUUAGCGCCCUAAAGAAGGCUCGAGUGGAGCAAGUAUACCCGGCCAGUGGCCAUCGGAAACGCCACCACCAUCAGCCAUUCCACCACCGAGCGUGCCCGCAGCCUAGCUGCCCCCAGGAGCACCAUCACAGCGACCUGAGCGGCCUGCCCAUGUGUGCCUUCACCCCCAGCCGAAUGCCGCUCAACCCAUUUGAAGAACAAGACGACGAGGGCAGGGAGGAUGCCGCGAGCCUCGGGGCGACGGGCAAGACGACGGACGGACUAUGUUGCGUGGCCAUAUUUAGCGCCCGCUGCCUGGCGAUGCUGGAGUCUGUGCAAACAUCUGAAUUUGCGCUGCGUCUCCUGUCCGGCACAAGCGGGGCGGGUGUCUGCUGUUGCCUGGACCUGCACGCGGCCCUGAGGCCCAUCCUGCGCAGCCUCUGGUCACCCGUCGGCGCCGGCAGCAAGGCGUACCAGCAGUACGCGCUCGCCGUGCUGGGGAAGCUGCUGCUGGAUCAGCUGGGGGGCAACCACCAGGGCAACGUGGACGGCAAGCCCAAACCCUCGACGGCGUGCCAGAUCUGCGAGUCCGCCGACGACGACGGUAGCGGCCUGGAUUCGGCGGCGCAGAGCGGUGGCAGCAGUCCGUCGUCCGCCCACGCCGUCGACCGGCCGCGUCGCUGGGAGGCGCUGGCGGCCUACCGGGGCCCCGUGCUCGGCGAGGCCGGGCCCAGCGCCGCCCUGCUGGUGGCUAGGCACCUCUGCCAUCUGGCGCGGCGGGGCGGUCCGGAGCUGCGGCGGCAGCUGUACGUGCACGUGCUGUCGCCCGCUAUCCGGCAGGGUGUGGAGGCGACGCAGCACGCCCGGCAGCUGGGGCUCGGCGGGGAGGCGGCGGCCGGUGGGUGCGUGCACGCGUGCCACCUGCACGCCCGAUGCCCCUCUCCGCAGCUCAUAAGGAAGUGCCUGGAAGCCGUGCCCGUUCUGUUGCAGCACAGGUCGCUGCUGGAGCUGUUUCUUGUCAGCGACGGCCUCUCCCAGGUCACGGAGCUGCUCUUCCUGGAGGAGGUCAGGCCGGCCGCUCUUGCCGUCUUCCACACUCUCAUUCUGGCCCUGGAGGGCCAGGGCCCCGAGGAGGCCGAGGGGCCCGAGCCCGUGCAGAGGAGCAGCGAGGCCUCGCAGCGAGACGCCGCCAACUCCGCUCACUUGGCUCCCGACUCCCCGCAGUCCGACGAGGCGGGGGCGGGCUCGCGCAGGAGGCUGAGCCGACUCUGCGCCGGCCUGCGGGAUGGCCACGUCACCCCGAUGAGACGAAAAAAGAGUCACGGAGACGGCAGCCCCGAGUUCCAUCACAACAAUCACCACCAACAUCAGCACCACCACAAUCAGCAUCAUCAUCAGCAGCGAGCCGCAGACCUUUUCCUGUGCGUGACUCUGCUGAGCGUGACGAGGGACGAGGGCGGGGAGGACUCCACCGACCGGGACUCGGAGGACACCUCGGGCUACGACAGCACGCCGUGCGUCUGCGUGGGCGAGCGCUACGGAGCCUCGUCCCUGCCCCGACUCUCGCCCGAUUGCGCCGCGCUGCCGACCUCCGACGGCGAGGUGCGCUUGGCGGCGGACGUUUGGGCGUCGUGCCGACGCUUGUGCCAGGCCAGCCUGGCUUUUCGAGGCCGUCUGGCCCGCAGCGGGGCGCUGCAGGUGUGCCGCCGGCUCGCGGCGAUCAUCAUCAAAGACCUCUCGCCCUCCCCCGGUGCUCCCCGGCAAGACGGGCUGGCGGGACGGAGGCCCAAGGCCGCCCCCGCAGCCGAAGACAACGACGCCGGGGCUUCAGCCGCCCUCCCGCGAACGCAAUCCAACACGUCGUCGGACUUUUCCAGCACUGAGCAGCUGACGACGGAGGUACACGUCGCUGCCGCCGCGCUCUCAGAAUCGAGUGAGACCAUCACCCAGCAAGAGCCCGCCGAUGGCGAGCAGACCCUCCGCGCGGAGAGCUGCGACGGGAGCUCGCAGCGGCCUCCCGACGACGAUGGCGACGACGCGGAUGCCCCGGACGCGGAGGUCACUCCGACGUCGGAAGCGGGCGACGGGUGGCCCGCGUCGUGUAGGAGCUCCAGCAUCGGCACGAGUAAAUCCGAGAGCGUGGGACAGAGGCUGGACGGGCACGCGGCCAGAGCGGCCGACGGGCACGCGGCGCCGGAUGUAAAACGGGAAGCGACGAGCAACAACGAGGAAGGACGCUGGUGUGCGUGCGAAACGGAGAGGACGGAUAGGCCGGAUAGGCCCGAGCUGGUGAAGAUCAGGCUUCUGGAAGCCCUGCUGGCUGUCUGCCUACAUGGCUGCACGCUCACGGGCAGCCAACAGAGGGACAAUGACCUUCCUGGGCAGGGCUUUUCGACGAAGGAUCUCCUCAAGGAGCUGUGGGGCCUGCUGGCGGAGAGCGGGCUGCUGGCCACGGAGCUGGCGCGGCCGCUGUGCGAGGCCUUGCUCCGUGUGGCCCUCACGGGAGGCCCUCCGGAUGACGUCCUGCUCGAUUUCGACGACAAAAAGCGCGCGGACGAGGAGCUGUUCCCCCUCGAUGGCGAGUGGAGCGCCGACCCGUUUGACGACCCCGAGGAGGUCAAGGGAAUGCAGCCGGAGCACUCGCCGGGGGGCGGCUGCAGCGGAGAGGAGGGCGGCUAUGAAGCGGACAGUGAGAGUAACCCGGAUGACAACACAGAGGAAGGCAGCAAGGACGAGUCGGCCCCUCGUUUGGCCCCGGGACCGGCCUUUCCUUUGGGCAUGGAUGGAGGGCCAGCGGCCUGCGCCAGCCCUCAGCCCCUGCCGGGCCAGCUGGCCUACCCGGAGCUGUGCGUGCUGGUGCUGAAGCUGCUCGCGGCUGCUCCUCUCGAGCUCUCUGUGGCCACCCGCGUGUUCCGCACCCUGCUGGAGAUUGCCCGUGGCGGCGAGCAGAACCGCGUCGCGCUUUACCAGCAGGGAGUGGUCAAGACUCUUCUGAUAGGAUUCACAGCAUUGCUUGGCCAAGCAGAUCCGGCUAUGAGAGAGUGUCAGACGGCGCUGGUGGACCUGUUGGUGGCCAUGACGACGAGCCACAUGUCCUCCGAGGAGCUCACCCUGCUGCUGCGCCUCUUCUCGGAGCAACGCCCGCCCACGGAGCUGCUGCUCAGCGGGUUGUCACAGGUGGUGCAGGCGAACACGCAGGCGGUGCCGUCGCACUUCCUCAGCUUCCCGACGGCACAGGGCGGCGGCGCCGCGCUCCACGCCAUGGCCCGCGUGGCCACGGCCGGCGUGAAGGCCCGGGCCGCCAGCCCCGUGCAGAGGGCCUUCCAGGAGUUCCUCCGGUGCACGCGGCCCGACCCGUCCCGCAAGGACGACGGCGGCGGAGGCGGCAGCGGCGGCGCCGGCCCCCGCGGCCCGGCAUCGCCCUGGGUCAUCUCCUCCGUCCGGCUGGCGCUGCCGGCAGAGCACCAGGCGUGGGGUCAGCAGCACACGGGCCGCCCGGCGGGGUUCAGCGCCUCCCUGUGGCUCAGGGUCGGCUGGGGCCCUGGGGGAGAGGACAACGGCGCUGCCGCGGCCGGAGGGGCCGGCGAACGUGUCCGCAGGUAAAAGAACCGUCUCCUCGUGUUCCGUGACAGCAGCAUCGACAGCCCUGAGGGAGAGCGGGUGGUGGUCAUCGACUACCCCAACCCCCACAAGGCGGGCGACCGGAUGGUGGACGAGGGCCUGCUGCACCUGCUGUCCUUCGGCUCGCGCUCGCUCAUGCUGCAGGUGUGGGCCGAGCCAGACGCCGGCCUGCUCACGUUCAGGGUGGUGGUCGACGCAGGCGAUGGUAAGAAGGUCGACUUGCUGGCGCAGGCAGAGACGGCGGAAGACGUGCUGGCGCUUGGCCAGUGGCAGCACUUGGCACUGUCCUACCAGCAGCGUCCCGAGGGGAAGAGGAACGCCCACGGCAGGCUGGCCGUCUGGAUCGACGGGUGCAGGGUUUCCGAGAUGGCCUUGGACUUUGUGGUUCCGCCCGCACGCAAGCCCACCAGCCCGGCUGACGCUCAGCGCUUGCACUGCCUUCUGGGCCACAGCGUGGGCAGCCAGGAGGAGGCCGAGCGUCUUCUUGGCUCAUGGAGCCUGGGAAACCUCAUGGUGUUUUACGAUGCCAUCCUCACGCCGGAGUUCGCCUUCCACCUUUUUGCGUGCGGACCGGACACGCGCAGCAUCCUGCCGUGCAAGCAGCGCUCGCCCGCUCCCGUCUACAGCAAGUAUGUCACCCUGGCCAUGCUCGAGGGAGGCAAUCUCAAGGACCUGCUCGCCUGCAGCUCCGAGUUCAACCUCAGCCCGCUUGUGAUGAACCUGUGCCUCACCUACUGCCCGAGCCACCCGACGCGCUACACGGUGUACGACUUCCCCGCGCCCACGCAGUCCCGCGUUCCCGGCAGGGCCCCGCCGCCGGCCAAGGCCCCGUCCCCGCGUGACAUCAAGCUCGUUCCUGACGGCCCAGAGGUGCUGAGGGCCCCACAGCCCUCGAGCCACCGAGGCCUGCAGAGCAGCGUCUACAAGAUCGGCGGCACGAGUGCCUUCAUCUUCCUGUUCGCGAGGGUGGUCGAGCUGAGCGAGAGUGAAGCUACGCAGGCCAAGGCGCUGGAGGUGGCGCUCAGCCUGGCGCGCCGCCACCAGAAGCGCGUGCAGGAGAUGUCCGACUGCCACGGCUACGCCAUGAUCUACGAGGUUCUCACGAAGAAGCGCUGCCUCGUGGGCUUCCACACUCUCAAGGUGCUGCUGGAGGCGUGCUGUGACGGCGUGGUCCUGCGCUGGAGCCGUGAGCGCAGCCGCUUCGAGCUGGAGCGCGAGUCGGACGCCGUGAUCCAGGAUGUGGAGCUGCUGGCCAGCCUGCUGCUCGCCUGGAACGUGUGGAUACGAGCACCGGCUGGUGUGUGGGAGACCCUCCUCACUGCCCUAGAGAUCCUCAUCCGGCCCAACCACCCAGCGCAGAUGUUCAACAUCCAGCAGCUGCUGCGCGCCAGGGUGGUGGAUCAGCUUCUGCUUACCUGCCAGGUUCUGCAGGAGAACCGGAGUGAGGGCAGCGCCAGCCUGCCGCUGGCCGUGAGCCACUCGUUUGUCAAGAUCAUCGGCGAGGUGCUGGGCUCGCCCCCCGACGCGGCGCUGCUGGCGUCCGUGUGCCGCUUCCUGUUGGCCGUGCACCCGCCGGACGCCACCUACGUGUGCCACGCCAGCGUCGGCUUCUACUUUACGCUGCGAGCCAAUGGCAGGGCGCUGGACGAACGCAUCUCGGCAAUCUCCGCCCUGCGCAGGGACCAGGCGCAGAGCUCGACUCCGAUCAUGAGCCCAGCCACAGUCCCCGGCACCACUUUCCCUUUCCACCCCGCUACAGUCCCGCCAGCAAGCAGAGGGUCUCCGCGAGACUCUGUUGAUCUGGUGGAUGCUCAGCCCGACGUGGGCCGGGUCCAGCCGGCCUCAUCCGGCGGCGGCGGCGGCUCCCCUAGGCUGCGGAGGCAGCGUGCGAUGCGCCAGCGCGAGGCAAGCCUGGACGAACUCCGCGAAGUUUCGGAGCACGAGUCCGACACGCCAAGCGCCACCGUCCUCCGAGAGAGCCGCUCCACACGGAUGCGCGCCCGCCGAGCCAGCGGCGGCAGCGGCAGCAUCGUGAACUCAGGCGGCUCGGCACGCCCAAAGGCCGGCGCCGAUCCGGGCCCGACGACUGAACGCGGCGGCGAUGCCGGCUUACCAAGCGAUCGAGCCGGGCUCCGCGGCACCGUGGAAGAAAACUUGCCAGACCGAGAUUGCGUGAAGGCGGCCUGCGGCGCAGCCGGCGUGGAUCAAAGUGCCGGCCCGGCAGUUACCGGGCUUGACAACUGCGCAACCGUAGGAAUCUCGGCCGGCCGUGAAUGCCAUUCCGAGAUUUUAAAACGCAAGUGUGGCGUUGGCCGUCGGGUCGCAGACACCGAAAGCAGCCUCAGCCCGAGCAGCAGCAGCAGCAGCAACGUGAGCGAACACGUCCGCGGGUCGUUGGCCACGGCGGACGCUUUUGCGGCGGCGCAACAAAGAAGUCGGCAUGAGCACCAACCCGUCGGCGAGGCCGCGGUCCCGGCGCCCGACGCGCGCGUGUUUCGCCGCUCCAACACAAACGAGUUUUCUGCAGAGGGCACCGUGGACGAGAGCAGCGGGGGCCCGUCCGAGCAGGAGGGGAUGGGGGAGCAGACGGUCUCCGACGGUGGCCGCGUGCCCCGGCUGCAGAGGAUGAUGAGCAGGCACUGGGACCUGGGACUCGCUUUCCCUGGGAGUGGCGCGGGGCUGGGCAGCAGCAAGGGCGUGUGGAAAUCGUCGACGUCGCUGGGCGAGUGGGAUACAGUGUCCGGCGCCACCACGGCCUCUGGGAGCACCUUGAGUUUGGGCAGCCCAAUGCAACACUGUUCUGUCCCGGAGGACGGGCUGAUGCUGGUGUGCUGCGGCCUCUACCACCUGCUGCAGGGAGUGCUGCUCAACCUGCCCGACUCCAUGCUGCCGCUCGUCACCGAGCAGCUGCUCACGGCCGAGACGCUGCUCGUGCUGGCCAAUCACCGCUCGCCCCUGCAGCGCCUCGCCGUCGUCAAGCUGCUGGACGUUUAUUUCCAGCGCGUCUCAGACGAUCAGAAGGCGGCGUUCGUGAAGAUGCACGGCCUCUACCUGCUGGCCAACCAGCUGCACCAGCGGGCGGCCACGCACGGCCUCGCCGAGGCGCUCCUCUCCAUGCUUCUUGCCUGCCCCUCCGCUCUCGACGAAGAGCUGGAGCUGCAGGCGGUGCGCGAGUGCCCGUCGUUCCAGCGCCGCUGGGGGGUGCCCCUGCUGGCGCUGGCCGAGAGCUCCCUGCACGACACGCCGCUCGCGCACAACCUGCUGUGCGCCCUGCUGCAGCUCUUCGGGGCGUGCACGCGCCUGGCCGACGUGCUGCUGGACAGCGGCCUCCUCUCCACGCUCUGCAACAUCGUGGCGCUGCUCACGGGCAUCGCCGAGGGCGGCCUGGCGCAGUGGGAGUGCCGCCUGCUCCUGGGAGACGUGCAGCAGCUGCUCGUGGCGGCCACGAUCCACGCGUGCAGCACGGGCGGAGGCCAGUACCUGCGCCUCCUCGACGACCUGGUGGUGCUGCUCAACUGCCUGCAGGGCUCAGCCAACCCACGCACCCAGGGCGUGGCUGUGGCGCUGCAGUUCAGGGUUCUGCAGGCGGCCGUGGACCUGGUUCGCUCCGUCGCCGACACCGAGAGCCAGGGCAUGACCAGCUCCUUCGUGCUCCCCAGCGCUCCCCACCACGCGCUGCAGCAGAAGCGCCGCAGCAUCGCAGGAACCUCGGUGGUGCGAGAUUCCAUCAUACCGCGGCAACCCCGGCAGCGCCUCGCCCCCUUUGCCUUCCCUACGGGGUCGCCUCCGCUCGGCCGGCCCGACGCCUCGCUGCUGUGCACCCUGGGACAUGACGCGGGCGCCGGAGCGUCGAUGGCGCCGCAGUCGGACACGCUGCUGCUGAUGCGCAUGCGCAGCGUGGCGAGCGACGAGCUGUCGCGCCUCGUGCAGCGCCGCAUGAGCCAGGACAACUCCCUGCGCGCGCCCGAGGCCGAGCUCAUCCAGCGCCUGCAGCGCGUCACCGUCAUGGCCGUCAACCGCAUCCUCUUCCAAGACCCCGUUCACGAUGAGGUGGAGUUCGCCGACCUCCCCAUGACCCCGUCAGCUGGUCAGCCGCCUUCGAUACACUGCGGCUCCCCCUUGUCGGACGAAGAGGACAGGGCGGAGUGGCCCAUGGCUGUCAGCACGCGCCUGGCCUUCCAGCGACAGAUCUUCCACAUGAUGCUCGAUGGUCUCAAGAUCGCAGUCGAGUGCGGGAAGAGCAACGCUCCGCGACAGCAGUGGCGGCGCAUCCUCUGGGCGUGUCGCGAGACGUUCCGCGCGCAGCUCGGCCGCCUGCUGGUGCACGUGCUGUCACCGCUGCGGUCCCCCGCCGAGCGCCGCCUUGGCCUGGAGGUUGUGGCGGAGCCCAACUGCAAGGAGAUUCUGCGCGAGACGCUCAGCAGCCCGCCGCAGCACGGGCCCAAGCUGGCGCUCUACGUGUCCGAGCUGCUGCGGGAGCAGGGGCGGGAGGGGCGUACACUGGGACGCAAGGAGCAGCGAGCGGCCGAGGUGCUGCUCAACCUGCUGCGGCAGUGCGGGUACAAGAGCGUGCCGCCCGGAGCGCCGCCCAAGGCCGACGUGGUCGAGGCCGUGCGCGAGGAGCGCGAAAAGUUUCAGAAGGAGGAGGAGUCGAACCGAGAGGCUUGGGUGCGCCGCAUGACGACCAACGGGCAGGCGCUGCUGGGACGCAUCGAGACCCGCGCGAGGUCUGUGUCGCGCGUGGCGGCGGAGGUGACGCAGCGCGUGGCCGGAAGGCAGGGCUUGGAGCGCAAGAAGGUGAUCGCUCACAUCCGCGAGGCCUACAAGGCGGAGCUCAGUGCUCAGCGCUGCUGGCAAACGCUCUUCCGCCAGCUCACGCACGAGAGGGCAGUGUGGUUCGAUCCCGUGGCGUGUCCCUCCUCCUGGCAACUGGACCCCACCGAGGGCCCCAACCGCGAACGACGCCGGCUGCAGCGCUGCCACAUCACCAUCCCCAACAAGUACCUGCUCAAGGACCGCUGGACCAGCGCAGCUGACGCCAUCAAGUUGCCGCUGUCAUUCCUCUUUGAUGACAAGAGCAGCUCAUCGGGCUCGUCGGCGGUCAAGGACAAGGCAACGAGCGAGCCCACCAAAUUUACUCGGCGGUGCAUCAGCGUGGUGCCCUCUAGAGAGACCCCCGGGGAACUGCUUCUCGGAGAGACUGGAAUGUACUUUGUGGAGGACAGCACUGGAGAUGCAACUGAGACUCCGAGCUGUGUGGGUGAGGCCGAGGCUCUGUCCUUCUCCUGGACCUACGAGGACAUCAAGGAGGUGCACCUGCGCUGGUGGCAACUCCGUGACAACGCCCUGGAGGUCUUCCUCACCAAUGGUCGAACUCUCCUGCUCACCUUUGAUUCCACCAAGGUGCGCGACCAGGUCUACCAAACGAUCCUGAGCUCCGAUCUCCCCAACCUGCUCGAGUACGGCAACCUGUCGGCCCUCACGCAGCUGUGGUGCGCCGGGCAGAUCACAAACUUCGAGUACCUGACGCACCUCAACAAGCACGCGGGCCGCUCCUUCAACGACCUCAUGCAGUACCCGGUGUUCCCCUUCGUGCUGCGCGACUACGCGAGCGAAACGCUCGACCUCGCCGACCCCAAGGUCUAUCGAAACCUGGUGAAGCCUAUAGCUGUCCAAUGUAAGGAAAAAGAGGACCGGUACAUUAACAAUUAUAAGUGGCUGGAGGAGGAAUACCGCAAGGGUGGACGGGAAGACGACCCCAUGCCCCCCGUGCAGCCGUACCACUACGGCUCGCACUACUCCAACAGCGGCACGGUGCUGCACUUCCUCGUGCGCCUGCCGCCCUUCACCAAGAUGUUCCUCGCAUACCAGGACCAGAGCUUCGACAUUCCCGACCGCACGUUCCACUCCAUGGUGACCACGUGGCGUCUGUCGUCCUACGAGUCGACGACGGACGUCAAGGAGCUGGUGCCCGAGUUCUUCUACCUGCCCGAGUUCCUGGCCAACCGCGAAGGAUUUGAUUUUGGGCUGCGGCAAAACGGCGACCGCGUGAACCACGUGACGCUGCCGCUGUGGGCGCGCGGCGAUCCGCGUCUCUUCGUGCUGCUGCAGCGGCAGGCACUCGAGUCGGAGAACGUGUCGCUGUCGCUCUGCCACUGGAUCGACCUCGUCUUCGGACACAAGCAGAAGGGCAAGGCGGCCGUGCAGGCCAUCAACGUCUUCCACCCCGCCACUUACUUCGGCAUGGACGUGUCAGCGGUUGAGGACCCCGUGCAACGCCGUGCGCUCGAGACCAUGAUCAAGACGUACGGACAGACGCCGCGCCAGCUCUUCUCGUCGCAGCAUCCCACGCGCGGAGCGCCGCGCUCGCCCGUGGAGGCCGACAUCACCUCCGCCAUGGGCAUGCUGGUGCAGCUGGCCUUCCGCGAGACGCGCGAGACGCGCGAUCACGCGAGGGAAACCGUCGCGCCGUCUCCGUUGCCGUGGAUCAAGGGUCUGCGCUGGGGCGAGUACGUGGGCUCCCCGAGCUGCCCGGACCCCAUGGUGUGCUUCAGCCAGCCGCACCCCGGCCAGCGCUUCGGCUCGCUGCUGGCCCUGCCGACACGCGUCGUCUGUGGCCUGGCGCCCAACUUCUGCCUCAUGAUGACGUACAGCAAAGAGCAAGGCGUUCGCAGCAUGCACAACACGGACAUCCACUGGUCGGCCAUCUUGAGUUGGGGCUAUGCAGACAACAUCCUCCGUCUGAAGAGCAAACAGACCGAGCCUCCAGUCAGCUUCAUACAAUGCGACGCGGCUGAUCAAGUGUCAAGUUGUGCGUGGGUCCCGGACGGCUGCCAGCUGUUCACAGGGAACCAGGAGGGAGUGGUGACUGCCUACGUCACUCGCUUCAGUGCAGCCACGCCGUCGGAGCUGGAAGUGGAGUCGUGUGUGCACCUAUACGGCCACACGGACGCCGUGGCGCUGCUGCACGUGUGCAAGCCGUACAGCGUCCUCGUGAGCGCCAGCAUCGAUGGCACCUGCAUCAUCUGGGACCUCAACAGGCUGUGCUACGUCCAGAGCCUGACCGGACACAAGAGUCCUGUCAUGGCCGUGUCGGCGAGCGAAACGACCGGCGACAUCGCCACGGCCUGCAGCUCCGUCGGGGGUGGCAGUGACCUGCGGCUCUGGACGGUGAAUGGUGACCUGAUCGGCCACGUUCACUCUCCGGAGAUGGUUCGCUCGUUGGCGUUCUCAAACCAGCCGGAGGGCACGUCUGUCAACGUGAUUGCCGGAGGCCUCGAAACGGGAGUCGUCAGACUUUGGAGCACUUGGGAUUUGAAACCAGUUCGGGAAAUUGCAUACCCCAAGUCUGGCCUAGCUGUUAUCAGCCUGACAUUCUCGUGCGAUGGGCUACACCUCUUCACAGUGGACAGCGAGGGCAAAGUGGUCGCCUGGUGUCGCAGGGACCAUGCCCGUUCAAAGCCGCCCCUCUUCUACUCGUUCCUGGGAAGCUUCUCAGCAUAGCGGCCCACCGCCCGUUUCUUAAGAAUAUAUCAAGUAACGAAAAAAAAAAGUGCCAAGCCUGUGGGGACAUGAUUUCUAUCUUAUAUUCUCAUUGAUGUUCCAGGGAUCCACCAUCUGACGACUGUAAAAAAAACGUUCUUUGAUGCCAUUGACGGAUACACGCACUUACCUUCAUGCUGCUCGACAAGAUGUUCCAGCCGCGUGUGCUCCAUGCAAGUUGAAUUUGAAAUUAGAACCACAGGCGUUGUGGUUCGGAAUUACUGCAAGGGGAGAGAAGUGUGUACCCUGUCGAUGCCAUCUGGGGCAAUUAAUUUCGCCAACAUCGCGAGAAGCAUGGCCUCUGACUUAUUCUUGUGAUGAAAUACACUGCUCAAGCAGGGCAAGCCUGGGCUGGUCUUUAUGCGUUAUUUUUAUAUUCCACAGCCGAUUAUGUCACAUGGCGUUACGAGCAUUCAUCCAUUUUGAACAAAACAAGUUUUGAUGUUUAAUGUAACUUAUCAACAAUCAAUUUGAGUGUGGACGCUUACCCUCAACAUGUCCUUGACUGUAACCAACUCCACCCAGAUUUGAAAUGCAAACGUGCUUUGCUAAAAGGGUGCGCAUGUGAAAAUAUAUGAAGUCUUUGAGCUUGGAGAGAUAAAAGCACUUCCAAACGAAAAUGUUUACUGCCUUUUGCUGCCAACACGUGACACACCAAAUGUAGAGGAGGUCAAAGAGUAAUGACGUAUCACCGUUGUGGACAGUCACAAAGUCUACGUUCAAGGAACAACAUUGCUGGAUUAUUAUUAGCUUCAACUCUGACUGGUUACAUCUGGUAUGCCUAGAAUUCACGUAUCCUCUUUGUUGCGUUAUGUCCAACAUGCAAAUGGCCGGCUGCAGUCCCCUUACGACUGAAGAGUUUGCUUUGAACGGAAUGCUGUGUUUGCCGCGCUCCUUUUAUACGUUUUAUACUGCCUGGCACGCUGCAAUAUCAAAACUCGUUUACGCCUAGCACUUGCAUAUCUGAGGAACACAACAACAAAACUACAUUUUUGGGUCCUAACCCAUUGGUUUCACUUCAUAGACACAUCAUGACAAAAUGUGAUAUGUCCACGUAGUAUUAACAUUUUGGUAUGUAAUCGUUUACCUUCAACGCGAAAUGUUAUCUACUUCACUUCCACAAACCUCACGUCCUUUUAAACAGAAACAAGGAUUCAUCUGUUUCGAGCUCAUGAAUACAUUUAAAACCUUUGCUCUAAUUAUAAUUUAAAGAAAAGUACAUCCUCAGAAAUGUUCCCCCUAAUUUCACUAAAGGCAGUGCUAGUUGCUGAAAAACGAAAAUACUGCAGUACUGUAACUCGAUCAAAGUUUCGUGCUUUGUUUUAUUGAUUAAUUGCUCACGUUAAUUUAGCGGGGUAGAAAGCUGCAGAUUUUGAUCCAAAGGUUGCCGGCUUAAAUUAAAAGCUCUGUACAUUUUUAUCUGUACAAGACACUCGGAGUUGUAAAGCCCUCCUGAAAGAGUCAUGGGACUCGACAAUGGCUUUUGCUGGAAGACUCAAAGACAGCGGCAGCAAUGAAGGCUCAAUGCAUGUGUACUCGUAUGACUGUAGUCUAUAACAAAGCGAAUGAAAGACAAGGACGACAAAUGAUUUGUGUACAUUGACCUCCGUUUACUUUAUAAUUUACCUUCUUACUAUGCAGUGCAUGUAGCAAAAUGGACAUGGCAUGUACAAUUAUGCAUUGUUGUUAUCUGCGUGUAUUUAUGUUCGUGUGUACGAUUGGCGAGGUGGGGAAGCUGCUCCCGUUUAUUUUCGUCGCCGUCGUCAUCGACGUGAAAGUUGUCCUUGGCGAUGCUGUUUCUUCGUUGUUUUCAAAAGGAUCAAAUGAAUGAUCGUCGAAUGAUGCUUGGGCUAAACGGAGCGAGGAUAAUAAUACACUAGCGUAGACGACGGACCGGCAUUACCAGCAUGCGUUCGAGAACUAUCUCUUGCGAGCACUGCCGCAUUAAGAAGACGACACACUAUUGCUGUUUUCGUCAAGGACUGCAGACUUGUUUUCAAGCAGACGAGAGUUGUUCGUUGAUUUCUGUUCCAGCACACAGAGUUCCUCUGUGGUGGAUAUUGUAUACAUGUAAAGCUUAAAAAUACCACUUUGAUGGACCACUGUGUUAUUUGUAAAGCAUGCUGCAGACUUUGUAAAUGUUGCAGGUAAAAGAGCUUAUUCUUUUUUGCAAAAUCAACAGUGUCACGGAGGGAGGGGGGAGAAGCGUGCAAUUCGGUGCAUGAUGUGAACCGUACACGUCGCGUAUGUCGAUUUAUUUUAAUAACUUUUUUGCCGUUUCUAUUACACUAACAUGUCCCAUUUUAUUGUUUUCAGUUUAUUGGUUCCCCUUUUUAACGAGCAGGAGCCAAGUGUUACCAAAAAUUAAAUGUAAUGUAUUUUUGUAUGUUGCUUCAAUGUUUACUGUGGAACGCAACAAAACGCAGGCUGCUGUGUAAGACCGUAAAAAAUUGCUGCUGUAAAUUCGGGACGUGGUUUUCUUCUUCUGCGAGUGGAUGCGGGCGAUGGGUGUAACAUAAAGUCUGCGUUCCGACCACACGUUUAAUGAGAUGCACACUUUUAACGACAUUUUCUACCAAACUAUAGGACGAUUUGCUGUAUGUCUUUUUUUCUAUGGGAAAUGCAAUGCUGUUGUGUAAAGUGUAGAAUAAAAGUAUACUGUCAU
Molecule: messenger RNA, 16334 nt
Organism: Lethenteron reissneri (Far Eastern brook lamprey)
Lineage: Eukaryota; Metazoa; Chordata; Hyperoartia; Petromyzontiformes; Petromyzontidae
Gene: LYST
Product: lysosomal trafficking regulator
Molecular function (GO): protein binding
Source: RefSeq, a predicted model, not a curated record